This is a messenger RNA of Cuculus canorus (common cuckoo), 9398 nucleotides long. It is a transcript of the gene ZNRF3, whose product is annotated as zinc and ring finger 3. Bases 83 to 2803 code for a protein of 906 amino acids. NCBI's taxonomy places the organism in Eukaryota, Metazoa, Chordata, Aves, Cuculiformes, Cuculidae. The record is from RefSeq and is a predicted model, not a curated record. Gene Ontology annotation, molecular function: frizzled binding; ubiquitin protein ligase activity. Gene Ontology annotation, biological process: ubiquitin-dependent protein catabolic process; negative regulation of canonical Wnt signaling pathway; Wnt receptor catabolic process. The transcript is spliced from 9 exons.
GCGGUGUGCGGCGGCGGCAGCGGCAGCCAUGGGGCGCUGAGCCGCCCGGGAGCGCGGCCCCGGGGCUGGUGGGGGCGAUGCGAUGAGGGGCUGCGGGGCCGGCGCGGGGCCGCUGCUGCUCGGGCUGUUGUUGGCCGCGGCGCCGGGCGCGGCGCGGGGCAAGGAGACGGCGUUCGUGGAGGUGGUGCUGUUCGAGUCUAGCCCCAGCGGCGACUACACCACCUACACCACCGGGCUGCAGGGGCGCUUCUCGCGCGCGGGGGCCACGCUGAGCGCCGAGGGCGAGAUCGUGCAGAUGCAUCCGCUCGGACUGUGUAAUAGCAAUGACGAGGAAGACCUGUAUGAAUAUGGCUGGGUAGGAGUGGUGAAACUGGAACAGCCUGAACUGGAGCCUAAGCCAUGCCUCACUGUCUUAGGAAAGGCAAAACGAGCAGUGCAGCGAGGAGCCACAGCGGUCAUCUUUGAUGUCUCUGAAAACCCAGAUGCCAUUGAUCAGCUGAACCAGGGCUCGGAGGACCCUCUGAAGAGACCGGUGGUGUACGUGAAGGGAGCUGAUGCUGUCAAGCUCAUGAACAUUGUUAACAAGCAGAAAGUGGCACGAGCGAGGAUUCAGCAUCGCCCCCCACGGCAACCCACUGAGUACUUUGAUAUGGGAAUUUUCCUGGCCUUCUUCGUGGUUGUGUCUCUUGUUUGCCUCAUUCUUCUUGUCAAAAUCAAACUGAAACAGCGACGUAGUCAGAAUUCCAUGAACAGGCUUGCAGUGCAGGCACUGGAAAAAAUGGAGACCAGGAAGUUUAAGUCCAAAAGUAAGGGACACCGUGAAGGUAGCUGUGGAGCACUGGACACGCUCAGCAGCAGCUCCACCUCUGACUGUGCCAUCUGCCUGGAGAAGUACAUUGAUGGGGAGGAACUGCGUGUCAUUCCCUGCACUCACCGAUUUCACAAGAAAUGUGUGGAUCCUUGGCUGCUGCAGCAUCACACCUGUCCCCACUGCCGCCACAACAUCAUAGAACAGAAGAAGGGAAAUGCAGGUCCAGUCUGUCUGGAAUCCAUCAACCCCACACGCAGCCGGCAGCAGAGAGUGAUUCUGCCUGUCCAUUAUCCAGGCCGAGUGCACAGAGCAAACCAGAUAACGGCAUAUCCCACUCGGACAAGCAUGGACCCUCAUGGAAACCCUAUCACAGUGCUUACAGUUGAGCGACAUGGUGAACAGAGCCUCUACCAAGCCCAGUCCCCAGCCUAUAUCCGAAGUUAUCAGCCUAUUCAUUUGGACCAUGCUUUAAACACGCAUCACUGCAGCCUGGAACACAGGGCGUACUCUCCAGCUCACAACUUCCGAAGACCCAAGUUUGGUGGACGCAACUUUUCCAAAGCAGCGUGCUUUUCACAGUAUGAGACCAUGUAUCAGCACUACUACUUCCAAGGCCUUAGUUACCCUGAGCAAGAUGGACAGCCUCCAGCUGGCAUUUCCUCAAAGGGUCCUUCCCGUGCCUUUCAGCCUGGUAGCAGCGUGCUUUUCCCUCCUGUGGUACACGUAGUGCCCUCAUCCCGCCUGGAGAGCGGCAGUACCUCCAGCUUCAGCUGCUAUCAUGGUCACCGUUCAGUGUGCAGUGGAUAUUUGGCCGACUGCCCUGGGAGCGACAGCAGCAGCAGCAGUUCUGGUCAGUGCCACUGCUCCUCUAGCGAUUCCAUGGUUGACUGUACCGAGGUCAGCAACCAGGGGGUUUACGGGAGCUGCUCCACCUUCCGCAGCUCUCUGAGCAGUGACUAUGACCCGUACGUUUACCGCAGUAAGAGCCCUUGCCGAGCAGGUGAGGGUGGUGGUGCAAACAGGGGUGCAAUUGUUCUCUUGGAGGGCCCCCACCAGGACGAGCUCCCAGCUCUUGGUCACAGUCUGGUGGGUGCUGACUGCCGGGCUGUGCCAGCUUCUUCCUCAGGGGACCAACUGUCUAAUUGCAGCAUGGAUAUGAACUAUAGCAGCAAUUCCUCACUAGAGCACAGGGAUCCAAAUGGCACUACCUCAGAGGGAGGACAUGAGGCCACUCCUGGUGCUGCCUUGGAUGUUAAAAGGAACUGGAAGAAUCCAGAGAUAGCAGGGCCGCUGAUGGAGCAAGCGUGCGCGUGCUGCUUUGAGCUGCAGCACUCUGCCCUGGAGCCUAGCAGUGGGACAGCCGACUGUAGUGCGCUCUUCCUUAGCUCUCCGCUCUGGGGGACGUGUGGCCCAGGGGUAGAACCACAGUCAGGGAACACCACGGGCUUGUACAGUAUUAACUCAGACCACUUGCAUAGGACAGAUGGGGUAAAAUACGAGGGGUUGCCCUGCUGCUUCUAUGAAGAGAAGCAGGUAGCCUGUAGUAGCAACAGUGGCAGUGGAGGUGGUGGCUGCUAUACAGAAGACUAUGCAGUGAACGUGCAGUACACGCUUCCUGACAACACCUUGCCAAGCUGCUGUAAGGGUGUGUGUGAUCUGGGUCAACGCAUUCCCAUAAUUCCUGAAGACAGAGACUGCGAGCUGAUCCUACCUACAGAGUGCCAAGGGACCCACACAGGAGGCUGCAGUUCCUGGGAUGGAACACCUGAGCUGGAUACUUAUCUGCACUGCCAAGGUUUAGGAGAGGUACAGGAUGAGAGGGAGAUGUGCUAUGAAGCAACGUCAUUCCUGCGGCAGAACUACUCUCAGGAGGAGGAAGCCAGAAUGCUCUUUCCCAGUCCCACUCUGAACUCCCAGAAGCUGAUGAUGACGACCACAAAGGCCACAGGUGCUGGAUCUCAUCCCUUGGAGAGAAGCCAAAUUGGUGACUAGAGCUGUCCAGAUGAUCCCAGAUGGAGAAGUGGAGCUCAUCGAAGACUCCAGAUUCUCAUGGACUUAAUUCUAUUUUGAGCUUUGACAAACACACAAAAGUGGUAAUGUGGAGAAGUCCCUCCCCCGCUUCCUCUUCCUCUGUGUCCACAUCAGCUUGAUUGUCUACUUUCUUCCUCUUGCCUGAAGCCUUCAGGCCUCCAUUUGUGUGCAGAACCCAUGUGGGACGUGGUGUGGAGCGUUUCUGAGCUCUUGUGCCAUUUCUAUAUUAAUGACAAAGUGUUAUUUAUAUUUUCUUUUUAGAAGUGACCGUGCCAGCUCUUGCUGAGAGCGAACACGGUGUGUUAAAUAAGCCAGGCUAUGUGUAGAUGCUGUUAUCUCCUACUUAAGGAGUCCAGCCUUCGAUAAGCUCAGGGCUACACCUGCCUUAGAAACCAGAUAGCACCUUGAAAUAUAGUAGUCCAGAGGGAUACAGCUGCUGAACGGAUGCUGAGAUGCCGACUAAUCCUAGUAGCAAAUCCUGGUAGCCAGCAAGUUCUGUGAGCGAUUUUAAGGGAGGUGAAGCAUUGGACUUUCACCUUUCCUCUCCCCUCCUCCCCCUUUCAUGCUGCUCUGAUGAUUUGGCUGGGAAGGGUCUCCUGCCAUUCCGAUUAGUUUUAACAGAGUGGGGGAAGGGAAACUGAUAGCUCGGAACUCAUCCUCACUUCCUGCGAAACCAUGGACCUCAUUGUAUCUUCUGACUGGUGAAGAGUGCUGGGAACCCCUCCCUCAUGCUAGAAGAAAGUGCUUGGAAAGGGCAAUACCUUUGUAGGUAAUGAACCUUGCCUUCCAUAGGAAGUUUUUCAGGCAGCUGUAGCUGCUGUUACAGCUGUGAGGAUUCUGGCGUAUGCAGGACAGCAGAGCUUGCAAGAUGCUUGCAGCUUGGCCGGCUCGUUUUGGAAACAGGUCAGAAGGUGUCUUGUUUCCUUCCAGACUGCGAGUGUGCCUAAGGGAAGCAGUGCUUGUCCCCUUCUGGGCAUGUGGGGAAGUGAGGGACUCGGUUUAACCAUUGUUUUCUUGCUUGCUGUGGGUGAUGUCGCUUCCAUAGAUCGAUCUGUUUUAAAGGUUGCUUGGGCCCAGCCAGUUGUGCUUCAUUUUUUGUCUUGUGUACAGAGCGCUCUCUGUACCCCGCUAGCCUGGGCACAUACUUUUGUUCUUGUUCUUGUACGAGUGGGCAUGUUUGUUAUCGUGAGAUAAUCGAUGUCGUCACUUCUGAUAGCAAUUGUUUCCUGUGGAAACAGCGGCUUCUGCGUAAGAGGCUACCAUAGCAUGGUUUAAAUUGCCUGUCAUGCUGCAUGUGCCUGAGGACACAGUGUCAUCCUGCCUGGUGUAUUCACAGCAGGAAUUCUCCUAAAGGGAAAUGAAUUAUUUAAUGCCCGCAGUGCCAGUCUCCUGAAAAGAUUUGUCCAAAGUUCAGUACGCUCUGGAGACACCCAAAAAAAGAUAAAAGAGAGACGUACGCUUCGCAUUAUGUUCUUCUGCCAAAGUAAUGUCCAUGACAGCACUGGGCUAAUUGUGAGAACCAGCAAAGUGAACCUGUUUGCUUUUUAGUCCCAAAUGAAAUAUUUUUAAAAGAAGCAAACGUCUAAGAAAUAAUAAAUACAUUCAUCUGUUUACUUUUACUUUCUGUACUCAAGAAGUCAGGGGGAAAAGAAACUCUAUUUAAAGGAAUUCGCAUUAAAUCUUUCUAGAUGAACAAACAUGAAAAUCCAGCUGUUCAGAGAAUUGAUCUGAGGUGAUAUCUGGGUAUAAGAGUAAAAGGAAAAUUCCAAUAAACACAUUUUCUGUGUAUAAAGCUUAUUGAAAACUUACUCAUUCUCUGAAUGACUGCAGUAAGUGGUAUUUGUUGGGAGAAUAAACUAUAUGUUUGGGGGUUUUGUUUGGUUGGGGUUUUUUAAGUCUUACCUUUCUCCUUCCUCCACUCAAAAGAAACUCAGCGUGGAAGCUGUGGGGUAUGACCUUGGUUCUUCCAUGUGGUGGUGUUUUGCGAGACACUGAGGCCACGCCGGAGGCUUUGUGCUCCGUAACUACAUGGCAGGUAGUGGUAAGAAAAAUAAGUGGUUAUCAAAAAGACAUUUGAAUAUUGAUGUCUGGCUGUUCUGACAGUGUUCCUGGAUGCACCGGUAGCGUUCACGCACUGUGGAGGCCAGUACAGCGGCCUCCGCUGGCCUCCCCACAGAGCCCCGUGCUCGGUUUCGUGUUGGGUUUUCUAUUCAAGAGUUAAUUCCCUGCUACCUGCGUGUCCGCGUAGACUUACAGGAUAGCUGGCUGCGAGAGGUGGUUUUUAUAACAAAAUGCCUUUCUACUACUCCCAUGAACGGUUGUCAUUGUGUUUGGCUCAUGAGGCACUAUUUAAAAUGUUUUUAAUUAAAGUUAUAGCACUUAAAAUUGUUUUGUAUAAAAUUUGCUGUAAAGAUUUGUAAUAUGGUCAAAGGGCUCUUUCUCCUUCAUUACCAUUUUUUAAAAUGUUUUAAAAGCUAGAAAACAUCUUGUAUAUAUUCUGUAUAUGUAUAGCAGCACAUUUCAUUUAUGGAAAUAUGUUCUCAGAAUAUUUAUUUACUAAUAUAUUUAUCUUAAGCCAUGUCUUAUGUUGAGAGUGUGUGACAUUAUUGUAAUAAUCAUUGAAAAUCACUAACAUGAGGCCCUGUAAAUACAUGAUAAUUGCACACAAAGAUUUUACAGUACUUGCCGACCAAAAAUGAUUUAAGAAAAGUUGUAGUUACCUGCAGUUUUGUAAGAAAGUGUACAAAUGUCUGUAUUAAAAAAAAAAAAAAAAAAAGGCAAAACCACACAAAAAUACAGUUUUAUUGCAUAUACACCUGGAAGUUGUCCGUCUUGUGUGGGGGGAAAGGACGUGGAUAGCUGUGCUACUCCAGGUACAGUCCAGGAUACACUGAGAUCAACUGUAAUAACAAUAUUUUUUCCUUUGGUUAAACAAGAGUGGGUCUGUCUGUGCAGCCCCGAACAGAAGCAAUCGUGGUAAAAAGUUCAGCAGUGGUGUUUUUUUUCUGUUGAGGCAACCCACGAUAUUCUGUGUUGGGGUCGUUGGGUUUUCAGCGAGUGACGCAGUUGAAUAUCCACCAGAAAUAAGCUUUCUCCCCUGGCGUUGUGCACAGUGAGCUCCCAGUUUCCACUGCUUUCCCAGUGCUGUCCCAGCCCGGGUCUGCUGUGCUCGGCACCCCUGGCCACGGCCGGCUGGCGCUGCUGAGGAGGGAAGUGGGUAUAUCCUCUGCAGGGAAACAAAGGUUAGGUAGGAAGGGAGGCAAAGACGAUGCAAGGCACUGCAGGAAAAGGGAAGGGCGAGGAACGUGGUGCAGCCGAGCAUGUGGGAAGAGCUGCGUGGGGGCUCUGUGCAGCUUAUCUGGGGGCAGGGACUCCCCCAAGCCCCUGAAGCCUCCAGGAGUGGCACAUCUGGAGGGCAUCCUCGUUUGUGUUUGGAGCCUCCCUCGUCCCUCCCUCCACUGCUUUUUGCUGUGGAUGAGCAGUGCUCAGUUUUCUCAUUCCUGGCUCUGAAGAAAAACGUGAGGCAAUUGUGCUUUUCCGAGCAGGCACCACGCUACCCUUCCUGUCCCACAGCACCGUCAGCGAGCCCAGCUGCUGGCUCUGACAGCUCCGGGCUGUUGCCUGAGCCAACUGGGGUUGAGUUGGGGGGGAAUUCUGUCUCUUGUGGAUUUUUUCUAAGAAUGAAAUGUAAACCGUUUCUAUCAAAAAUGGAUAUUUUUAUAUUUGGGGCGUGGGGGAGUUUUUUGCACUGUUGAGGUUCAAUACUGAAGGAAUAAAUUUGUGGCAAAAGAGAAGAGUCCUGCAUGGAGUCUCCAUCUGGUAAAACAGGCAAAGCAGGAACAGACUGCCGGGAACGAGCCUGUGCAUUAUGGUGACACUUGGUGUUUCUGUAACACAAUCUCAUUUUUGCUGGGUGCAUCUGUCAAACCCGGCGACAGCUGCUUGGGAACCUUGGUUGGUACUUGUGAUGAGAAAAGUGUCCUUAAAAGGAGGGCCAAGUUCUCCCCACGUGGAGCCAGCCCGGCCAGGAGCAGACAGCGUACCUGAAACCAGAGCUUUCAUCUCCAAUGGAAGCGCCGUGCCCCUGCGACCUGAGCUCCUCAGAAAGAAGUGUCUCUUUCAGAAUAAAGAAUACAUGUCCCUCCUGGGGAGCGACGCCGUUGCUUAGGAAACAAUAGAGAAAAGGGAGCAGUUCCCAGAAUAAACAGGAGCGUAAGAGGAGUCCAAAACCUGAAAGGCAAGAAGAGCGCAGGGGGAGAGGGGAGGGCAAUCACCCUGGCAGUUGUGUUUCUGAAAGAAAUGAGAAUUUGAGCCCUGCUGUGCAGCUCUGGGACGGGGAUGGGUACCUGUCGCUUCUGUUCAGGCGAUUAUACCAAUGGCACUGAGGUUUCUGAGAGGGAGUAGCGUUAUUUUGGUCAGAAGGAGGAAUGCAUGAGAGAAAAGGUGAAUGUCACAAGCAAGGGGAAACAGUGUGACCGGUGCUGCAAUUUGUAGAGAAAACACUGAAAAAAUUGUUAGUUCCUUCAAACAGUUUGAAAACACCUAAACUGAAAACUUUGGCUGUUACCUCAGGAAUUGCUUCUCAGAGCAAUAACAUAUUUUCUGUAUGUAAUUGUUUUCAGCUCAACUAUUCCCUUCUGCCCCCCGCGGAGGGCAAUUCCCUUGUAACCUGGUGAGCAGCAGCGGUUUCUGCUUCCUUUAUUCCGUGCUUGUCAAUACAGCAGCGAUCCUGACCGAGCUCCUCGUGCAGAAAUUCACCGUGUUUAUUCUUAUAUAACUCUUGCUUACAGCCGUGUGCAGGACACCCGUGUGUAAACACAGCCGGUCUUUCAGGGAUGAGUCCUUUCAAGUUGAUUUAUCCAGGUUCCUUGUUGGCGUUAUCUGGGAGAUGCAAUAGCCUGUGGAUCAACAGGAACUUGUCUUUAGGCUGCGAUGCAUGAUGCCAGCUUUCAUCCCAAAGCACAGGUGCUCAGUGCAAUCGGGAAAGUAUGAGCUGCAUGACAUGUGUGUGUAUUGGGGGAUGUUACAGACAGAAUGGGAUGGUCUGAUGGUGAUUGUAUUUCUUGCUCUGAAGGUCUCAAGGCAGCAGAAUUGAUAAGGCCGGUCAUAAAGGUCUAGAAGAGGAUCCAGGUGAAACUCUCACUGGACUGCAUCCCAUUGGAAGGUUGUGAAAUAUCCUUGCUGCAAGGUAUUCGGAACGAGUUGGACAAGUGUUUGUCAGAAGUUGUUUUUGUCGGGCGUUGUUUUUGUAGUUCACCCUUCCUUUAGGCAAAGCGGUGCACUGGAAAACUGUUUGCAGUCCUUCCCACUGCCCGAGAAGGCUUAUUAAGCAGAAGAUGAAACUGGAAUUGUUAGUCACGCUCAUUCAGCAGCAGCCAAGCGGCUGCUGAGGUGUUUGCAGUCACACAGGCUGCGGGUUCAGUGCUGUUUCCAGGGCUAUCAGGAAAAUCUCCCGUUUAUACCCUUGCCAGGGGAGCCUGGGAUACAGUGACUGUAAUUCUGCAAUAGUGCUGGGUUGUCCGCACGAGCAAUGUGUGAAACCUCCCAGCGCUGCACUGGCUGUAGGAAAUCUGGCAGAAACAAAGCUUAAAAAAAAUGAGAUGUUAAUGCUUGAUUGAAAAAGCAGAUGACAGGGUUGAUGUUAAACUGUUCCCAAGAGCGCAGACACCUGACUGCAGACUGGGAUGAACAACCUGGAACAAUUACAAGCUAGAAAUGAGAUUCAGAGGAGGAGAGAGUGUCACAGCAUUUAUCCUGCCCCCAGAAGGAGUCCGUGACCCUCUCCUCGGUGCUCCUCUCUCAUAUAGACCAAUGAAUUAACUUUGAUUUUUUUCCUAUGGUUACAGUGUAUAGAAAAUUUAUUUUUCCCAGAGUGUAAACUAACAUCUUUUCUUCCUAUAAAAUGUUAGCAAGAUACAAGCAUAAGACGCUGUAUUAAAUAAUGCAUUUCCUAUACAUAUAUAAAUAUAUAUAUUACUAUGAUAGCAUAUCACACAUUUUUAAAUAACACAGUCUCUAUUGCCCCAAAACAUAACAAUAUUAAGACAAAAGUACAUAUAAAAUCAUUUAAGUCGCCAAACUAAGCCGGUUUUAAAGAGGAUGGUGGAUGCAGGAGGCCAUUCAUCCCCAAGGCCCCUGGAGGCUGUUGGAUGGCGGUGUGGGUACCAAGGCAGGAUGUGCUGCUCCCUCUGCUCGUCGUUCCUCGCUGUGCCACCCCCCAUGGACGAGAUCAGAGAACUCUGUUAACGGGAACUCAGGGAAGAGAAAGCACUGGUAAUUUUUAACCCCAUGAGUUUAUUACACCACCGCGCAGCACGGAGGGGCUGCAGUGGGGGCCGGAACGCGGGUGGACGAGGAGGCAGCUCCUCCUGAUGGUUUUGGUGUCAAAACAGCUGCUUUUGAAAUCAUGGCCGAUGUCCCGCACGCAGCCUGGUGCGGGAGCUGCUGCACAGGGGGUCAGGAGGCCAUUCCCAUAUGAUUCCAAAGGAAUUUUUCUCCGCAGUUAUUUCCAGUGUGUUGAAGGCGAUGCUGUGAGCACCGAGGCGCCGUCCCCCCG